UCUCAGUUUAUAGUAGACUAUUGUAGCGAUGACUUCAAGGGAUAGUGGCAGGGCAAGAUGGAGUGAUUUGGAGAAAAAAAUAUUUAUUGAUUGUUGUCUUGAAGAAGCACAUAAGGGUGGUAGGUCAGGUUCAAGCUUGACCAAACAAGCAUGGAACAAAUUAAUAAUUGAGUUGAAAAAGCGUACAGGAAAAGAAUUUAAUCAAAAGCAAUUGAAGAAUUUAUGGGAUUAUCUGAAAGUACAAUAUACCGCGUGGAUAAAAUUGAUAAGCAUUACGGGACAUGGGUACAAUGCAUUGACGGGCCAAUUCGAUUGGCCUGAAGAAAGAUGGGAUGAGUACAUAAAGGCAAAUAAGAAUGCAGCUCAAUUCCGAAAUAGACCACUAGCAUUUGAGAACGAAUUGAGGGCCUUAUUUGAAGGUUUUGUUGCAACUGGUGCUGAAGCCUACACAACACAUAGCGACAAUCUUCCCGAGGAGUAUUUUGGGUCGUCAUCUCAAAUACCUUCAAAUACACCUAUGAGUGAAAAUGAAAUCAAUUUAGGCAGUCUCGAUGUUAAUAUAAAUUCAACUACUAAAGAAUGCCAACAGGCAUCGCUUGUCGAUUUAGAAGCUCAUCAACGCAAACGGCACAAACCAAAUAGGAAGAAGGAUAUCCAAAGCAGCGUAGAUGCACUCAUACAUCAGUUGGAAAAGACAGAUGCAGAAGGACCCACUAUCAAAGAAUGUUUAAUGAAAUUAAACAGCAUGUUAUCAAUAAGAAGACCAGAUCCAUUAUACUUUAAAGCUCUAAAAUCGUUUACCCAGAAGAAGGAGAACACAGAAGUGUGGAUCCUUCUAGAAGAAGAAGAGGAUAUGAAGCUUUGGAUAGAGACUUUAGAUUAG
This is a messenger RNA of Magnolia sinica, 883 nucleotides long. RefSeq lists its product as uncharacterized. Lineage: Eukaryota; Viridiplantae; Streptophyta; Magnoliopsida; Magnoliales; Magnoliaceae. The record is from RefSeq and is a predicted model, not a curated record. The coding region runs from base 29 to 883 and encodes 284 amino acids. The transcript has 2 exons.